Messenger RNA from Diabrotica virgifera virgifera (western corn rootworm), 1017 nucleotides. RefSeq lists its product as uncharacterized. Gene Ontology annotation, molecular function: catalytic activity. The record is from RefSeq and is a predicted model, not a curated record. Bases 1 to 1017 code for a protein of 338 amino acids. The transcript is spliced from 2 exons. Lineage: Eukaryota; Metazoa; Arthropoda; Insecta; Coleoptera; Chrysomelidae.
AUGAGUGUACGAAUCCCUACUCGAAACGGCCCUUCUCAGGGCAGCGACGCAGACCUCAAAGUCAUCUUCUGGAACGCUGGAGGUCUAAGCAACAGCAAGUUUUUAGAACUCAAACGAAGCGUUCUCGAAAAGAACGUUGAUAUAUAUGUCAUUGUAGAGGCAGGAGCCGCUACAGACACACCUCACCUCUACUCUACAGUUGGCUAUUCAACCCAUGUGCUGAAGAGGAGUCGACAAGCAGCGUCAGGAAUUAUCAUCGGAAUCAAAACCCCUCUAGUAUGCAAGACUAAGAUAUUCCACGAAAUGCAGGAUAGAGGUAAACUGGAAAUGUUCCAGGUCGAAGUCUGGAAAAACUCGAAACAUGUCACCCUUUUCUUACUAUACAAUCCGCCAGAUAAUAUACCUGCAUUGCAAUUGGUAGAGCAACAAAUCCAGCCAAGUACCAUCAUAAUUGGAGAUUUCAAUAGUCCAUCCACGAGAUGCGGCUACUCUAGAACCACCAACGUUGGGAAACACCUCGAGGACUUUUUGUAUAGUAACUAUCUUGAUGUAGUGAACACCCCACCUACGUUCUUAUCGUUUAUAGGAAGUCAAUCAAGGCCCGAUCUUGUCGUAACACACCCAGACAUUACAGGGAAGACCAGUGUAACCCUCCCGGACGACGCAGCAGGCUGUGGUCACCGCGCUCUGCUAGUGACAUGCAAACUGGCAAAGGACAAAAAAGCCCAAAAUCGCGCCCCCCGCUGGAAUUUUAAAAAGGCGGAUUGGAAAAAGUACAGGGAAUGCACAGAUGAAGUCCUUACUCAGUUAACACUACAAGAACCAGAAGAAGCAGCAAAGAAAGUAACCGAGGCCAUACUUAAAUGUGCAAAAAAGUGCAUACCGCGAGGUCAAAUUAAGGGGUAUAAGACUUUCUGGUCCCCAACGCUAUUCAAAUUGAAAGCUGCCAGAAAUAAAGCCAGGGGCAAAGCUGAAAAAUCCAGGCAAAUGAACGAUUGUUACCAGCAGACAAUGUAG